Phycomyces blakesleeanus NRRL 1555(-) is the source of this 642-nucleotide messenger RNA. RefSeq lists its product as hypothetical. The coding region runs from base 40 to 528 and encodes 162 amino acids. The record is from RefSeq and is a predicted model, not a curated record. Gene Ontology annotation, molecular function: proton-transporting ATPase activity, rotational mechanism. Lineage: Eukaryota; Fungi; Mucoromycota; Mucoromycetes; Mucorales; Phycomycetaceae. Gene Ontology annotation, cellular component: proton-transporting V-type ATPase, V0 domain. The transcript is spliced from 6 exons. Gene Ontology annotation, biological process: proton transmembrane transport.
AUUCCCUCCCCCAUUUCAAGAGCAUCUUUCUUCUCUACAAUGACUGACUACUGCCCCGUCUACGCACCUUUCUUCGGCUCCAUGGGAUGCACUGCCGCAAUUGUCUUUAGCUGUCUUGGUGCUGCUUACGGAACUGCCAAGUCUGGUGUUGGACUUUCUGCUAUGGGUGUCCUCCGCCCUGACUUGGUUCUCAAGUGUAUUGUCCCAGUUGUCAUGGCUGGUAUCUUGGGUAUCUACGGUGUCGUCGUUGCUGUCUUGCUCUCGGGUGGUUUGGCCAUGAAGCAGACACUCUUUAGCGGUUUCAUUCAGUUUGGUGCUGGUUUAUCCGUCGGUUUGUCUUGUUUGGCUGCUGGUAUUGCUAUUGGUAUUACCGGUGAUGCUGGUGUACGUGCCACUGCUCAACAGCCCAGAAUGUUCGUCGGCAUGAUUUUGAUUCUCAUUUUCGCUGAAGUCUUGGGUCUUUACGGUCUUAUUGUUGCUUUGAUUUUGAACACCAAGGCUGCUGGUGGUGAGAGUGUUUGCCUGUAGAUUUUAAUGCAUAUAUAAAAAUCUCUUUAAAGUCAAUGAUGACAAUAUCCCCCGUUCUUUAUAUCAACAAAAUAAAAAGUGCGUUGCUGUGUUUAUCAUAGUAUAAAAGACAUU